Echinops telfairi (small Madagascar hedgehog) is the source of this 4003-nucleotide messenger RNA. RefSeq names its product E3 ubiquitin-protein ligase TRIM39. Gene Ontology annotation, molecular function: protein binding; zinc ion binding. The record is from RefSeq and is a predicted model, not a curated record. Gene Ontology annotation, biological process: negative regulation of proteasomal ubiquitin-dependent protein catabolic process; protein stabilization; positive regulation of apoptotic signaling pathway. The transcript has 7 exons. Bases 280 to 1746 code for a protein of 488 amino acids. NCBI's taxonomy places the organism in Eukaryota, Metazoa, Chordata, Mammalia, Afrosoricida, Tenrecidae.
GCCCCGUCCGGCGGGAGAAGAUGGAGAUCGGGGUGGGAUAGAGUGUUGGACACCGCUCGGGAGCGGCUCGCCAGGUGGGACUCGGGAGCCUGGCAGACGCAGAAUGAGGACGCCCCCCAAGGGUGCCCUGCCACGGAGACACGAGGACUAGAUGGAGAGGAAGGACUAAGCCACCGGCCAGCGAGGCCUCCUCUUACUUCCCAGGCCCGCUCUCCGUCUUUUGCCCUCGGGCUCCGUGACCUCCGCCAGCCCCGAGCGUCAACUCAUUUCAGUUAAACGAUGGCAGAGACGGGUCUGUUAGAGGCCGGGGCCUCUGCGGCCUCCACAGCUGCCGCGCUGGAGAACUUGCAGGUGGAGGCCAGCUGCUCCGUGUGCCUUGAGUACCUGAAGGAGCCCGUCAUCAUUGAGUGCGGACACAACUUCUGCAAAGGCUGCAUCACCCGCUGGUGGGAGGACCUGGAGAGGGACUUCCCGUGCCCCGUGUGUCGGAAGACAUCCCGAUACCGCAGUCUCCGGCCUAAUCGGCAACUGGGCAGCAUGGUGGAAAUUGCCAAGCAGCUCCAGGCCGUCAAGAGGAAGAUCCGGGACGAGAGCCUCUGCCCCCAGCACAACGAGGCCCUCAACCUCUUCUGCUAUGAAGACCAGGAGCCUGUAUGUUUGAUAUGUGCCAUUUCCCACACCCACCGGGUCCACACCGUUGUGCCACUGGAUGAUGCGACACAGGAGUACAAGGAGAAGCUGCAGAAGUGCCUGGACCCCCUGGAGCAGAAGCUGGAGGUCAUCACCCGCUGCAAGUCCUCCGAGGAGAAGAAGCCCGGAGAGCUCAAGCGGCUAGUGGAGAGUCGCCGGCAGCAGAUCCUGAAAGAGUUUGAAGAGCUCCACCGGCGGCUGAAUGAGGAACAGCAGGUCCUGCUCUCGCAGCUGGAGGAGGAAGAACAAGACAUUUUACAGCGGCUCCGGGAAAACGCCGCUCACCUUGGGGACAGGCGCCGGGACCUGGCCCAUUUGGCAGCUGAGGUGGAGGGCAAGUGCUUGCAGUCAGGCUUCGAGAUGCUUAAGGAUGUCAAAAGUACCCUAAAAAAAUGUGAGAAAGUGCAGGCCAUGGAGGUGACUGCUGUGUCCAUACAGCUGGAGAAGAACUUCAGCAAUUUCCCGCGACAGUAUUUUGCCGUGAGGAAGAUCCUUAAACAGCUCGUUGCGGACUUGACCCUAGACCCUGAAACCGCGCAUCCUAACCUCGUCCUGUCAGAAGAUCGGAAGAGUGUCAAGUUCGUGGAGACAAGACUCCGGGAUCUCCCUGACACCCCACGGCGCUUCACCUUCUACCCCUGCGUCCUGGCCACGGAGGGUUUCACUUCAGGCCGACACUACUGGGAGGUGGAGGUGGGCGACAAGACCCACUGGGCAGUGGGUGUGUGCCAGGACUCCGUGAGCCGGAAGGGCGAGCUGACUCCACUCCCUGAGACUGGCUAUUGGCGUGUGCGGCUAUGGAACGGGGACAAAUAUGCGGCUACUACCACGCCUUUUACGCCCUUGCGCAUCAAGGUGAAACCUAAGCGGGUGGGCAUAUUCCUAGACUAUGAGGCUGGCACGCUGUCUUUUUACAACGUCACAGACCGCUCGCAUAUCUACACCUUCACUGACAGGUUUACUGAGAAACUGUGGCCUCUCUUCUACCCGGGCAUCCGGGCUGGUCGGAAGAACGCUGCGCCACUGACCAUUAGGCCUCCAACAGAUUGGGAGUGACAGGUGGGAACAUGGAAAGAAUUGGGGUGAGGCAGGGUCAAGAGCUGGGGGAUUUCCUUCCUGUGUCCUGGGACGUCUCCCUGUGUGCCUGGCCCUGCAUUGUCCAGGAGGAACACCCUGGUUUCCAGGACGGUUGGUGUGGCUUAGGAGGACUGGGCUGGGGUGAGCACAACCGCACAACCCCAGCUCACCGCCAGGGGGCGGAGCUGCUUCCAGGGGAUGGUCUCCUCUGCCGUCCCCAGGUUUCCAGUUGCACAGAGACAGGGAGGGAAGGGAGGAGCAGCUGUUCAAGAAGCAGAAAGCUGAUGGGAGGGAGGGAUCUGCCUACCUCACACUGGAGGAGGAAAUAGACCCUUAUAAUAACUUUUAAGGGGUUUCUUGAGAGCGACCGGUCCUCUGUUUCUUGAGGACAGUCACAGAGGUCUGUAAAGAUGAAUGGCAGUUGCUCUCACGGUUCCAGAAGCAGAGAGGGUUUCUGGGACAAAGAUUUGGCAUUGAGAAUGUUAGGGAAGGGAGUUGAUGCGGUCUUCGAUUCCCCGGCGAAGGUUACCAUUGUGAGUAAGAUGGUUCAAAAGCAGAGUCGGGCAGAGUGGGUGAACAGAAGAACAGGAGCACCCAGGCCCCUGCCCAGCCUUUUAGCAGAGCUGACUCACUGCCCGCUGCCUUAUACUUGGUGUCUCCAGGAAGUCGGUGGCUUUCUCCUUGAGAGGAGGCCCUAUGAAAGAGAUUCUGCAGUCAUGUCCACCUUUUCACCGCUUUCCCAAAAGAACGUGGAAGGGAGAAGGUCGGGUGUGAGAGAGGCAAGAGGAAGCUAUGUCUGUCCAAAGCUCUGGGCCGUAAAGAAGGCUAUGAAAUGGUGAGUGUCAAGAUGUCAGUCUUGUUACCCAGAAGAUGUGCCCAAGUCAGAAAGACAGAGCAGUACUGUCUUUCUCGUCCUGAAGACAGUAGACAAGGGUGGUUUGGGAAGGGAAGGCCUGGCCUGGAACUCCAGUUCGGAAGAGCCAGCUUUGUGCUUGUUGCCACCCUUCAUCUUAUGCCAGUCUGCAUUUCAGAGAACGCACAUUCUGUUACCAAUAGGCCAAAAUAAACAAUGCUGCAGGGUACAUACGUUGUCAAAAAUGGUCAAGUGAUGCAUGCCACACCAGACUCCAGUGAUUUGGCUGAUCUCUGCUUGGGGAAUCAAGAGUUGAGAGAAGAUUUUGGGACAAGAGACUGCAAUUUCCUGAGGGCAUUUCAGCUCCUCUUCCCACCUCCGCAGGACCUUGUCCAGACUCUUCUCCUCUUACCUUUGUGCCUUGACUGUGGUUCUUUGUGGCAAGACGCUUUGGUUGGUUGAAAUAAUAUGGAGCAAAGGACCGCUGAAGUGUUUUAUGUUGUGUGGUAAUUUGUCAGUGGCCCCGGGAGUGAUGGCUGUGAGGUCACGGAGGUGUUUAAAAUGCAUGCUCCCAGGCCCCACCCUCAGUGAAUGAUCCAGGAUUGGGGUGGAUUUAGGCAUCUGUAUUUGAAACUCUCCUCCCGCUGUGUUCUUGAGGACCCUGGUAAAACUGGUCCUAGAGGAGGUUUCAACCAUUUCCUUUUCUCUGAGCUGGAAAAUCGGUUGCCCGUACCAGCCUGGCAAGAGACCGAGGCCGUAACCUCUCCUGACCUGUGUUGCCCUCUCCAACCCCCACCCCACCCUCAUCUCAGGGUUCAUUCUACCCCUUCUGUCCAUUUGCUUCUGACCUCAGGAAUUUGCAGUCCAUUAGCUAUGAAGAGGAAUCAAACGGGACGUCCACCAACCAAUGGGAGGCAGGCAGAGGUCAGGUGUAGGGGCGUCAUUUCAGGGGUAGGGAAUGCUAUUGAUAGGCUUCUAUCUCUAAUGCUUCAGACUAUGUUUCGUGGGUGAGAAGAAAGGAAUGGGAUUAAGCUGUGCUUUCCUGAGAGCCUUCUCUCCAUCACACUCAUGGGUCUUCCUGCUUUGACUCCCACCGGCACAAGUGCCUUUUUGAAUGUAUAACCACUAUUCCUCCUGCCUGUCAAUCUUCAGGCAUCUGCCUGGGACUUCAGAACUGCAGGCCUAGCUGGUUAUUGAUUGCCAUAACCAUUGCCCACACUUACCUGCACAGAGAAACUUUAAGAUCUACUCUGGUAGCCUUUCUAGUCUCUGCUUGGUCUAACUCAUUUGGGGUUUGAGAAAGGACACUGGAAGGAAUCGAAACUCUUAGGGACCCUCGGAUGGAUGGGGAUGGUUUUACAAAUAAAUGGGUUUACAAAUAAA